AUGGCUAAUCCAAUUCUAAUUCGUCCAUGGUCUCGCUUGGCCUCUUUGCGAUCCCCUUCUGCUGCAGAGUCACAUCCUAAACCUCAGCUUCCACAACCUUCUCUCAAAACAACAAACACUAACUCUCAUGACACCAAUGCCACUGUUAUUGCCACCAACUCUCUACCAACAGCACCAGAUGUUCACAGCCCAAUCCACUCACAAAACCUCAAAGUCACUACCCCUAUGAUCCUUCCACCUGCCAAAUUGAAGGUUCACCCUCAGCCGGUGGUAGAAGUCACCAUUGAAAAGCCUAGUGGAAAUGGAAAUGCUUCAUUGAAGCAUGUAUCAGAAGAAACUAAAAACCAAGGCAUUGACCCAAAUGAAAGCAAAGAAAAUGAGGGCCAUGGCGUAAGGGUCAUAACAAUUUCAGGGGAAAACAGAGGUGCUUACAUGCAAAUAACACAAUCCCAAAAGAAACAGCCCAUUCACAAGAUGAGGAAUUCUGAUGGUGAGAAAGUCAGAAAACUAUCUUCUCCUCCAAUCAGAGCUUUGUAUGGAAACAGCAACGUGCAGUGCGUCAACAACUCAAUGCUAUUCAACACUAGUUUAAGCCACCAUGAACUAGGAGUGCACCUUAUUGUCCCAAAACAACCAACAUCCCUAGGAUUGCAUCUCAAGGAACGUGAUAAAGUUGAACGCAAUUGA
Messenger RNA from Sphenostylis stenocarpa, 687 nucleotides. The record is from the annotation of a GenBank genome assembly. NCBI's taxonomy places the organism in Eukaryota, Viridiplantae, Streptophyta, Magnoliopsida, Fabales, Fabaceae.